UCUAGAACGCCUGGGGAACAAAUAACUUUCGUAAUCUCAUUGAACUCUUAUGGCACGGUCGAGUCGUCACUGUCGUCGCUCAAAAAACAUGCAAGAAAGUGUGCGGGAAACUUGAGUUCAGUAUGGCAUAUGGCAUUGACGCGUUUUCCCUUCUCAACCGGAAAUUCAAAAUCUUCAUAUUAUUCAUUUUUGGAACUAUUUUGGUUGUAAGCUGGGCAACAGUCAAUCGUAACAGAACAGUCGUGCAGAAUGCAGGGAGGAUAUCUCAAAGAAUGCUAGAUGAUUUGAGAAGAGAUUUAGAAACUUUAAAUAUAGUGACAUUAAAUGAGAAACUGAAACCAUUGGACCUCAGAAUUACAAAUUUAGAGAGCAAGGAACGAAAAUAUCCUCCAGUUAAAUAUUUAGCCGAAAAAGAUCGCAAGAGAAUUUUAGUGACUGGUGGGGCAGGAUUUGUAGGAUCUCACUUGGUUGAUGCUUUAUUAAUGGCAGGCCAUGAGGUCACAGUUGUAGAUAAUUUUUUCACCGGACGAAAAAGAAAUAUUGAACAUUGGGUUGGGCAUGAAAAUUUCAACCUUUUAAAUCAUGAUGUUGUGGAACCUCUUUUGUUAGAAGUUGACCAGAUUUAUCAUUUGGCAUCACCUGCAUCUCCUCCUAAUUAUAUGUACAAUCCAAUUAAGACAAUAAAGACAAACACUUUGGGGACUCUAAACAUGCUGGGACUUGCCAAGAGAGUGCAUGCCAGGCUUUUAUUAGCUUCAACAUCAGAGGUGUAUGGAGAUCCAGAGAAACAUCCCCAGCGGGAAGAUUAUUGGGGUCACGUCAACCCCAUUGGACCACGAGCGUGUUACGAUGAAGGCAAACGUGUUGCUGAGACCAUGUGUUACGCGUAUGCCAAACAGGAACACGUUGAGGUGCGUGUGGCGAGAAUAUUCAACACGUUUGGACCAAGAAUGCAUAUGAAUGAUGGUCGUGUUGUUAGUAACUUCAUCAUGCAGGCAUUAGAAGGGAAACCAUUAACGGUCUAUGGAUCUGGAAAACAAACAAGAUCGUUCCAGUACAUCAGUGACUUAGUUAAUGGCCUCAUCCUGCUGAUGAACAGUAACUUCUCCGAGCCUGUAAACAUAGGGAACCCAGUAGAAUACACAAUUAUGAACUUCGCGGAGAUGAUCAAAGAUGCUGUGGGCGGUAAAGAACCAGUUUUGAACGUUGCAAAGAUGGAAGACGACCCACAAAGACGUAAGCCCGACAUCUCUCGCGCUAAAAAUAUCCUUGGCUGGGAACCUAAGGUGCCUCUGCUUGUCGGCCUUAACCGAACAAUUGAAUAUUUUAGAAAAGAACUCGAUAAGUCGAGGAAAUCCAAGUUGGUUGAUCUGUAGCCAGGAAGAAAUCCGGCGUGUGUGAUCGAAUACAGCCUCUGGCCAGAGAAGACGAAGCUGUAACAACAACGAAAUUAACCUAAAUUCGAUCUUACGGGAAGAAGAAAUUCUACGUAUUCGCGGCAUUAAUGCCUUUUUCUUUGUUGGCAUAAACGAUGUACAAGAGAACCUCGCUAUCUUGAACUCAAAUCAUUUUCCCUUGAAUACACUUUUUCAGUCACUUGACUUACUAUUGGCCAUCGAACCGCCGUCCUCUUAGCUAUUUCUUGUUUUUCUAAGAUUUCGAGAUAGCGGAGUUAACUGUAAUAUAAAUGUGGCCGCCUAAAUUUAGACUGCGAGCAGUCAUCAUUCUGUUAUACAACGUGACUCGAGGAAAAACGCGACAUCUCAAAGCCUAGUAUAGAGUUAGGCGUGGUUAGAGUGUAGUUAACUUACACAACGCCUACUUUCUUGUAUAUGAAGUUCGACUUAAUCUUCAGCCACGCUAGAAUGGCAGAAAGUCAAUUUUUCAUCAGCUCUAUUUAAUGUUUACAUUAAGUUAUCGUCAACAUUAUUAAAAUUUAAUGUUUACAUUUUGAAGUUGUUGUCCUAUAAUUUUGUUUUACGGACAUUUCUGUUCUGGUCAUGACCGCGCUGUAUUAAUUCGUCGGACAAAGCCGUUACAAAUUCUUGACAUCAUACACUUUCUCACAAUCAUAUUCCAACAUACGGUUGAUUAACCCUACCCUCCGUUAUCUUAUUCCUCAAAGAACCUGGAGUGGUUUGCUUUGUGGAGCAAGGCAUGUAAUGUAAUGGGAGGGAGGGGGGACCAAACAAAUCGAACACUUAAGAUGGCAAGUAUUUUGCUGCCGUUUCAACUCCGACAUACAAUUGUUAACGACAUGUUACAAGACAUCUAUUAGUCCGAUCCUAUCUCAUAUACUAGUACAACGCCCAAAUCAAUGCAAUUUGCAGUCUUCACAGUCACGAAACCUCAAAUUUUCCCGGCUGCAGACAGACCGGAACGAAAUUACGCUAUAGCCUUAUUCGUCGAACGCAAAAGCUCAACUAGCAAGAGCAUGCUAUCUUGGUGUCAGUAACACGAAAUUCGGACAGCUUGCACAAACGAAAUGUGAGGAAAAAUACCCAGACACCGCGUCCCUCUUGACCAGCGGUGGGUAAACGUGAAACUCAAACUAGGUUUCGUCGUCAGUGUACGCCAGGACGCUAUUUUACAAUUGAUUUCUGCCUGUUUCAAAGUGACACCUGCUACAAAACACUUCACAUGAAAAUAACCUUCCCUUACAUGUUCAUUUUCAUUUAAAUGAAACUCAUUUAUGAGCCAGAUGUAAUUUUGGAACUUGUUGAAGUCACCUCGCGGAUACCACCAGAAAGACGAAGUGACGAGAAUCGUUUUUAACACCGGCUUUAUUGGUAUAGUUCAGGUAUUUGCUAGCGACUUUUCGCUCGUACACCUGUAUUGAGAUUUGCUACAGGAAAUAGGAACUCUGUAAUUGCAUUCCUGUUCCUUAAAAAUUUAAAUUAUCUGAUAAUAUUAAUGAAUAUCUUGAAGAUUUCCAUAUAGACAACGAGGACUUCAUGAAAACUCAACUAUUUCAGGUUGAUCCUCACAAUGGCUAAAAUGUUGCUGAAUAAAAUUUACAGAAUAGAUUAUAAAAAAAAGAACUAAAAUGCAAUUAUUUCAUUACUGUACAUGCUCAAAAGGCAAAAAACCGAAAACUUUUAAAAGCCUCUGUCAAAUUAACCAAUAAAAAUAACAUUUGUGUAAAAAA
Molecule: messenger RNA, 3148 nt
Organism: Orbicella faveolata
Lineage: Eukaryota; Metazoa; Cnidaria; Anthozoa; Scleractinia; Merulinidae
Product: UDP-glucuronic acid decarboxylase 1-like
Biological process (GO): D-xylose metabolic process
Cellular component (GO): cytoplasm
Molecular function (GO): UDP-glucuronate decarboxylase activity; NAD+ binding
Source: RefSeq, a predicted model, not a curated record